CGGGCUGGUAAAUAAACUCCGCGAUGAUUCCCCUCCCUCCCGCCGGCCCCAGGUGCGCGCCGCGCUCCCGCCUGCCCGCCAGCGGGAAUGACCUGACGGGGAUGUGACCGACUCCCCAGCCCACCGCCGCUUACCCCCCGCUCCCUCCGUAUAUAUAUAUAUACAUACAUACAUAGAUGAAUAUAUAUAUAUAAAUACAUAGAGAAGUCGUUCUGGGGGGAGGGGCGGGGACCUCGGAUCAUGGCCCUGGGGCUCCCGGGGCUGCCCGCCGCCGCCGCCGAUCCGCAGCUCGCCUCCGGGGCCCGACCAUGGGGCUGAAGGCUCGGCGCGGCGCCGCGGGCAGUAGCGCGGCCGGCGGGGCGGCGGCAGCGGCGGGGCGGCGAGCGGCGAGCGGCGGCGACCCCGAGCAGGGCUCGCUGGCCCUGGGUGCCGGCGGCGACCGCGACGGGACGCUGCUGCUGGAGGGCGGCGGGAAGGAGGAGGGCGGCAAGCGGAGCCCGCCGGGGCUGGGGCUGCUGGCGAAGACCCCCCUGAGCCGCCCGGUGAAGCGGAACCACGCCAGGUACCGCCGCAUCCAAACUUUGAUCUACGACGCCCUGGAACGACCCCGCGGCUGGGCGCUGCUCUAUCACGCCUUCGUGUUCCUGAUUGUCUUGGGGUGUUUGAUCUUAGCUGUCCUGACAACUUUCAAGGAGUAUGAAACUGUUUCAGGAGACUGGCUCCUCCUGCUGGAAACUUUUGCCAUUUUCAUCUUCGGAGCAGAGUUCGCCUUAAGAAUCUGGGCUGCUGGCUGUUGCUGUCGCUACAAAGGAUGGAGGGGGAGACUCAAAUUUGCCAGGAAGCCUUUGUGCAUGCUGGAUAUCUUUGUGCUGAUCGCUUCAGUGCCAGUGGUUGCUGUUGGGAACCAGGGCAAUGUUCUGGCCACGUCUCUCAGAAGCCUCCGCUUCCUUCAGAUCCUACGGAUGCUCCGAAUGGACAGGCGGGGCGGCACCUGGAAACUUUUAGGAUCAGCUAUUUGUGCACAUAGCAAAGAACUCAUCACUGCUUGGUACAUUGGGUUCCUGACGCUCAUCUUAUCCUCGUUUCUUGUUUAUCUGGUUGAAAAAGAUGUUCCUGAAAAAGAUGCUAAUGGAGUGGAGAUGAAAGAAGAGUUUGAAACCUAUGCAGAUGCACUGUGGUGGGGGCUGAUGCAGCAGCAGAUUAAAAUUAGUAAUGUCAUGUUUAGUAGGGAGUCAUUCUUUGGAUCAAGCCUCACAAGAAAACUUAGCCAAAAGCUGGGUCUCUUGGAUCGGGUUCGUGGUACCAAUACUAAAGGAAAGCUAUUUACCCCUCUGAAUGUAGAUGCCAUUGAAGAAAGUCCUUCAAAAGAGCCUAAGAAUGUUGUCUUGAAUAAUAAGGAGCGUUUUCGCACUGCAUUCCGAAUGAAAGCGUACGCUUUUUGGCAAAGCUCAGAAGAUGCAGGAACAGGGGAACCCAUGGCAGAAGACAGAGGCGACAGUAAUGAUUUUCUUAUGGAAGAUAUGAUCCCCACAUUCAAGACAGCCAUCCGAGCUGUCAGAAUAUUACAGUUUCGUCUCUAUAAAAAAAAAUUCAAGGAGACUUUGAGGCCUUAUGAUGUAAAGGAUGUGAUAGAGCAAUACUCAGCAGGGCAUCUUGAUAUGCUUUCCAGAAUAAAAUACCUUCAGGCAAGAGUAGAUAUGAUUUUUACACCUGGACCUCCAUCUACUCCCAAGCAUAAGAAAUCCCAAAAGGGAGGAGCUUUCUCUUACCCUUCACAACAGUCUCCCAGAAAUGAUCCGUAUGUAGCCAAAGCAUCUACAGCAGAUACUGAAGACCAAAGUAUGAUGGGCAAAUUUGUUAAAGUUGAACGACAGGUAAAUGACAUGGGGAAGAAACUGGAUUUUCUUGUUGAUAUGCACAUGCAUCAUAUGGAACAGCUGCAAAUACAAGUCGCUGAGAUAAGUCCAUUGAGGGAAACUGCUUCUCCUGCGAGGGAGAAGAGAGAAGAAAACAAAUACUCUGAAUUAAAAACAAUAAUAUAUAAAUACACUGAGCAGUGUGCUCGUGAAACUCCUUACAACUUCCAGCAGGUUCCAGUCAACAAAGUCAGUCCUUACGGUUUCUCAGCACGAGGUCAUAUGACUCAUUCACAACCUUUAUCAGCAGGUGGGCAAAACUCUGGCAAACUGCAAGCCACACCUUCCUCAACUUCGUAUGCAGAAAGGCCAACAGUUCUGCCCAUAUUCACGCUGAUGGACUCCCAGGUCAGCUACCACUCCCAAGGAGACCUGCAAAGCCCUUACUCAGACAAGGUGUCUCCGAGGCACAGAAGGAGCCUAACAAGAGACAGUGACACUCCAUUGUCCCUCCUCUCAGUCAACCACGAGGAACUCGAGCGCUCCCCAAGUGGCUUCAGUAUCUCCCAGGAGAGAGACGACUUCCCGUUUGGCCCCAACGGAGGAUCGGCGUGGAUGAGGGAGAAACGCUACCUGGCAGAGGGGGAAACAGACACAGACACAGACCCCUUCACACCAAGUGGCUCCAUGCCUUUGUCUUCUACAGGAGAUGGGAUUUCAGAUUCAAUAUGGACCCCUUCGAACAAGCCAGUUUAAAAGCGCGUGUGGGGGCAGUCACUGGUUGACUUCUCCGUGUAAUGUAAGCAUACUUUGUAUAUCUCACUUACUCUACACCCAAAGCUUACUAGUUCAAAACACCAAUGGCUGCAUAAGAUGCAUGUGAUAUUAGUGGUAGUCAUUCUGCACCAUUUCAUACGAUUUAAUAAUGCAGUUUUUUUCAUGCUACCAAAACUAAGGAGCUUAGUUUUGAGCAUGGUUUGCAUGACUUUACCCUAUAUAAAUGGUACAGCUGAUUUCUUCUAUGAUACAUAUCUAUCUGAUACUCUUCCAUACAACAAUGGUGAAUUGAUAACAGGCAAGAUACAGUGGUCCUUGCUACAUUUUGUAAACAGAGCAGCAAAGUAAAAAUAUUUUCAGGAGCAAUAUCCCUUUGUGGAAGCAUAAUGUAUGAAUCAUUUUCCAAUAUAAGUCAAUCAAUCUCUAACAAACCUAGCCAAGAAUUUCUAAUAUUAAAAGCAGGGAAAAACCUGAGUCAAAGUAUGACCUUAUUGAAAUGGGUUUGUGAACUAAGUGUUUCUCAUGUGAUUUCUUGUAUAAUUACCCCUGAAAUACAAUGUUGAAAUUAAUUUAAGGGUAGAAUUUUAAAUCAUCAAAGCCAGCUUCUGGGAUUAAACAUAGUUAUUUUUUCAUUGUAAAAUGUAAAUAUAAAUCCCUCAAACUACUUUGAAAAUCUUCACUAGUGCUUAUAAAAUUACUCACAGUGAGACUGCAAUGCUAUUUUAUAGAAAAUCGUUUCCUAAGUCAAUUUGUUACUUAUGGGGCCGAAUUUUCUUUCUGUUCCAAAAAUAAGGUUAUUCAGUGUAGGGAACACCAGGUUUAUACACUCCACUCUUUUAUUGACUUAUGUGCUGCUAAGUAAGGUGCAUAAUGUAACUCUGCCUCAGUUUCCCAAUCUGUUAAUUGGGAGUUAUACUUCCCCACAUAAACACAGGUUGUAAGGCUCAAGUCACUAAUAUUUGCCAAGUGCUUUGAGCUCCUGAGAUGUGCAGAAUAUCAUUAUUGUAUCUUCUCUGAGUCCUACAGUGUGGGAUGCUGCCAGGAUCUGUUUCUCUCUGUUUACUGCUUCUCUUGGAAAUAGACUGCUCCAAAACCAUGAAUGUUUGGCCAUAUUUAGGAUCAGUGUAUGAAAAAAUAAACACCAUUUUUGUCCCCUGUCCCUGAGCAGCAGAGGGGCAAGUAUGCUCCCUAAGCCUUGGCCAAAUAUUAAUUUCACAGAAAUUGGAUAUUAUAUUGAAGGAGAGCAGGAAAUUCAUUCAACCUACUGGGAAGAAAUGAAUCAAAGAUCUCAGCAGUGGGAAUGUAAUACCUGAAAAGCUAGUGAAACUAAGCCUAUCUGAACAUCCUAUGCAGGUCUUACCUGGUGUCAAUCAAGGUGUCCAUAAAAUAGCAUCCAUUUGAUUUCAAGUUUGAUGGCUGUACACUCUUUACAGCUGGUGGGAAAUAAGGCAGUACAGUCAGUGAGCACAGGGUACAAGAACCAAGGCACAUGUCAGCUUUAGGAUGAGAUUAAUCUCACCUCUGACUCAAUUAUCUACAAUGACAAAUUUCUACCAGCUUCACAGGGAGCAGAGGGUGACUUACUUAGAUGUCAAACGGUCGGAGACACCCACAGUCAGUGGGAAGGCUCUCACCUCUACCCCACUGAUCCAAGGAGCAGCCUCUCUGCCAUGGCUCCUGUCAAGAAUGACCCCUGUCACUCCACACAACAUCCAGGGCACUUUCUGUAGUGACUGCUGGUAUUACACUGCAGCUGCACAACUGAGCAUCCUUGGCACACAGCACAAGAACAUGUUAUUGGGCUUCCCAGUACUUACUGGGUAUUGAACAGCCCUGGACAGAGUGCACUUGAAUAGACAAUAUUUUGUUGCGUUUUGCCCACUAUAGGAAACUUCAUGUUCAAUUCCUCAGCAUUGUUGACAUCUCCUAAGAGUCAUUCCAUCCAGGGAGCUUCUGUUCCUUUCCAGAUGCAGGCAUUGCCUUCAUCUUCAUUGUUUAUUCUGUAUUGGAAGAGACAUCUAAAGGAUUAGGAUCUUCUUACUUCAUCUGCUUCUUCUGCUAAAUCAUGCUGCAUCCUUCUGGGAUGAAUCUUCAGGGAGAACAAAUUGCUGUUGUUAGUGGAAUAAACAAUGCAGGCCAGUUACAGCCUUUCAAGGCUGGCCUUAGUCUGUUCUGAGGCCAGUAACUAUGACAUGAGGCACAAUUUUGGUAAUUACUUAAUUGACAGAAUAGCCAUUGGCAUGUAAGAUAAUCUCUGGUGCAAUUUUUGUGGCUAAAUUUGCAGAGAAUAAAAGUAACUGACAAAUUCAUUAUAAUUUGGUAUGUUAAGAAGAAUUCUUUGGCCUUUGGUGAUUCUUGGAAAUACCUGUGUUGCACCUGCUGCAGGCUUUCUGAUACAGGAAUAGAUGCCUGUGGCAACUCAUGAGAUUUAACCCUCACAUGAAAAGAGAAUGAAAGAGAAUGAAAAAGAAUGAAAAAUUAUUUUGACAUUACUACACUUCUGAAAUUGGUGUAAGUGUAUGCUAGACAAGCCUGCUUCACUUUUCUUAUUUGACAAGGGUCUGUCAUUCCUACCGAUUUUAUCUGAGUUUGGUCCUUCUUAAAAUGCUUUCUAGAUCUGAGCAAUCAGAAAUCAAGACAGCCAAAAAGCAGGUGCAAUUUGAGAAAUUUGUUUGUGACUGUCUUUGACAGUGGCUGUGCCAUGCAGUUUCCUGUCCAAUUCCCACUUAAAUUCUUCAGUUCAAGUUUCUAUUCUUUCCCAUGCCAGGUGAUAUAAAAGGAAUCUUCCCUCAGUAUUAAACCUGGCUGAAAAUCCAUAAACAGCCUCAUUAUAAAGGUUUGUUCUUUCCAAGAGAAAAUCCAGGCAAGGGCAGAGACUUGAGUGAAUCUUCACCUGCACACAGAGUGCAGACCCAGAGAAAGCAGGAUUUGGGCUGCCUGCACUCUGUACACUUAGCAGCUCAACUGCCUUUAAAUUGUUCUGCAGCUUAAAGGCACCAGGUCAGGUUUUAGUAGCCACAUCAUGAAAUAUUUAAUGAUAUGCUAACUGGCCAGAUGAGGUCUGCCUCUUCUUAAAAAGCACUGGUGGUAAACUCAACAAGACCCUCUGCAGGGGACAUCUGUGGAUCCUGUGGAGGAGACCCAAGAAAUCGGACAAGGAAGAUCUGAUUAGCUUUUUUCCUACACACUUCUUCACACUGAAACCAGUCACUGCUCUGUUCAGAAGGGUAAUGUGCUUAGCAGCUCUCUGCCCUCUACAUCAGCUGGAUUAAAAAUAGGGUGUGCAUCAGUUCUGCUGUCUGUGCUGACAACAGACAAUGUGUCAAGGUGUCACCAGCCAGGUGAGAUCUGGAGGUCUUCCCUGUUCUGGGAUGUGCACACAAACUUCAUCAGACUGCAGUUCAGAUGAGUCUAUGGAGUGCAUCCACCUUUGAACUGCAGUUUAUGUGCCUGCCAUAGAUACUCGACAAAACAAAAUAAACUAUGAGUGACCCUUAACAAGUUAGAAGGUCAGGACUUUCUUCCCCAUGCAAUUCACAAUUUCAUUUGAGAGAGCUGUCUGGGUCAACAAUAGUCUUCACAAUAGGAAUGAAUUAGAUUUAUACCUUCUGUUUCUGUGUGAUGGUUCAGUUUAAGAGCUACCAAUGCCCUUUGGGUGAGAUCUUUCUAGCAUCUCAACUGACACUAACACUUUGUUUACAUAUGGUUAAUAUAAAAGGGAAUUGACCACUCUUUGAUGACUUAAUUCAGUCCUUGAGAUAUUUUUCAUAAUCAGAAACUGUGGAACUUUUCUCUGUUCUCCUCAAAGUCAAAAACCUUCUCAAACUGAUGCAGUGGGAGCAGGGCUGAGACCUAAUCUGCCUUUAUUUGUGAAUUUCCUUGUGAAAGACAGAACUGAUCUGGAAACAUUUUUCUUGGCUACAUUCUUAGACUGAUUUUCAGUCCCUAGUGAAUGCCACACAUCUGGAAGUUUUCAAAAAGGUGAAUCUGUGUUUACAUUGUGUGCCUCUCUUUGCAGCAUCAUUAUCAAUUGAGGUUCUUCACUUUAGAUUCAAACUGGGAAUACUUGAUUAAGACAGAAGAGAAUGUUUAGUUGAAGUACGCAGGUAUAGAAAAAUGUGAUUUAUGCUCUAUUUAGGGAGAACUUCUAACAAAAAAUCUAGGCAGGUAAUGGCUGUUGUCCCUGCCUUGGCUUUUCCCUGCACUGAAUUAAUCAGUUUAGCUCCCAUCAAAAUAAAAAGGGAAUUCAACAUGUGGAGAGAUUGAUUAAAAAGUCCCUAAACCGACUUUGGCUAUAUUUGCUCUGGUUUUAUCUGUAACUUUGCUGCAUUGUUACGGUUCAGAGGGGAAGCAGUUUAAAAUUUUCCUGCUCCAAGUUGUGGCCCAGGAGCACCACAAACCCAACCCAACCUGAACCCGUGCAUAGCGGGGCCGCUGCCUCGCGGCCUUCAGGCAAGCACCGAGGUCCAACCGGUUCGCAAGAUCACAGCCUAAAGCAGUCAGAAAAUUCAGAGUAAGGAGCAAAUCCUGCCCUGCUGGGAGCCCAGUUGCUGCAGAGCUGUCAUAUCCGCUUAGGUAAGCACUAAAUUCGUCCUUCUUUACCGAAGAGCACGUGGGAAAGAGCUGGACCUUGAUUCCUUGCACCCCACAGCCCCCACCACUGAGCUUUAGGCGCCUAAGAAGGGCAAACCUAAAGUUUUUGAAUUUGGUGGGAUAUCACUUUUUCAGGAGCCCAGCUGAAUGUGGAUGUUCACCCUGGAAGACUAUUUUCAGAGGUACAGAGAUAAAAAAGGGCCAUUUUCAAGUGUUUUUAGCUGGGCGCUGUGGGAAUGAAGAUCCUGGGUAUCACUUUUGCUUCUGAUUAUUUAGGCUGUAAGAUUUGACCCUUCCCAAUUCAGCUUUGAGUAGCUUCCCUCUGAAGUUAAGUGAAACAAAAUACUGAAAGUGGGAUCCUAUUCCAUCGUCGAGAACACGCUGGGACUGAAGGUUACAUAACAAACUGCAUUUUGUUUUCUAGUUAUGGCAUCUUAUUAUUACUAGUAUUUGUGCCUUGCUCACUGAAAUUUUCUCCAUGCUACAAAGAUGCUUUUUUCAGAUUCUGGCUGACAAGGGAACACAACUUUUAUACAAGUGGCCUUUAGUGCUCUUUAUAAUAUUAUUUAUUGUAAUUUUUAAACUGUAUGUGUAAUUUCUAUUCUGGCACUGUCCAAUAUUUGAACAACUUUAAUAUGUUUAUUUCAAUAUAUUAUGCAAACAAUACUUCUUAACUGAUUUUUUUAUGUUCUGUCUUUAAAAACUGCACCACUUAUUAAUAAAUAGAAAUUUCAAUUAU
This is a messenger RNA of Myiozetetes cayanensis, 7965 nucleotides long. RefSeq names its product potassium voltage-gated channel subfamily Q member 3 (gene KCNQ3). Gene Ontology annotation, cellular component: membrane. The record is from RefSeq and is a predicted model, not a curated record. Gene Ontology annotation, molecular function: voltage-gated potassium channel activity. NCBI's taxonomy places the organism in Eukaryota, Metazoa, Chordata, Aves, Passeriformes, Tyrannidae. The coding region runs from base 309 to 2612 and encodes 767 amino acids. The transcript has 13 exons. Gene Ontology annotation, biological process: transmembrane transport; potassium ion transport.